UCUGCCGGUCUGCGCCAGCGUUUGAUAUCAAUGGCUUUCAGGGCUCGUUUUAUUUGACUGUCUGGACUUUUUAUAAUUUCACCCCUAAGAAACCAAUGAUGGAUACCCUAUGGAUUUUAUGGACACUACUACCCUCGGUUCUGGCUGUUGAAGAAAUGUUGAUGGACUCCACCACGGCGACUGCAGAGCUGGGCUGGACAGUAUAUCCUGUGUCGGGGACAAGUGACAGCAGUUGGGAAGAAGUGAGUGGCUACGAUGAGCACAUGAACACCAUUCGUACCUACCAGGUGUGUAAUGUCUUUGAUGCCAACCAAAAUAACUGGGUGCGUACCAAGUACAUCCGACGAAGAGGAGCUCAGCGCAUUCAUGUGGAGAUGAAAUUUUCCGUGCGAGACUGCAGCAGCAUCCCAAGAGUCCCGGGUUCCUGCAAAGAAACUUUCAACCUCUACUACUAUGAAUCAGACUCCGACAUUGCCACCAAAGCCUUCCCCCCCUGGAUGGAAAACCCUUGGAUAAAGGUGGAUACCAUCGCGGCUGAUGAGAGUUUCUCGCAAGUAGACCUAGGUGGACGUGUGAUGAAAAUUAAUACAGAGGUACGCAGUUUUGGACCAGUCUCCCGUAACGGUUUCUAUCUAGCCUUUCAGGACUACGGCGGAUGCAUGUCGCUGAUCGCCGUGCGAGUGUUCUACAGGAAGUGUCCUCGGACCAUUCGGAAUGGAGCGAUAUUUCAGGAGACACUUUCAGGAGCCGAGAGCACCUCCCUGGUGGCGGCGAGGGGAGUUUGCAUCCCUAAUGCCGAGGAGGUUGACGUUCCCAUUAAGCUGUACUGUAAUGGAGAUGGAGAGUGGAUGGUUCCUAUUGGCCGCUGUAUGUGUAAAGCUGGUCAUGAGGCUGUGGAUAAUGGAACUGUUUGCAGAGCAUGCCCUUCGGGUUUCUUCAAGACGGCGCAAGGUGAUGAGAAAUGCCUGCAGUGCCCAAUCAAUAGCCGCACCACCAAUGACGGAGCCACCAACUGCGUCUGCAGAAAUGGAUAUUACCGCACGGACUCAGACCCCUUACAGAUGCCAUGUACAACUGUACCAUCGGCCCCUCAAAGCGUCAUCUCCAGCGUGAACGAGACAUCACUGAUGCUUGAGUGGAAUCCUCCACGGGAGACCGGUGGUCGGGAUGAUGUGGUCUACAACAUCAUCUGCAAGAGCUGUGGAGGCGGCCGGGGAGGUUGCACGCGCUGCGGGGACAACGUGCAGUUUAUUCCACGGCAGCUGGGACUCACCGAGACCCGGGUCUUUAUUAGCGACCUUCUGGCCCACACACAGUACACUUUCGAGGUGCAGGCCGUCAACGGAGUAUCAGACCAGAGCCCUUAUUCGCCGCAAUAUUCAUCAGUCAACAUCACAACUAACCAAGCUGCUCCUUCUACCGUGUCUAUAAUGCACCAGGUCAGUCGCACCGUUGACAGCAUCACUCUCUCCUGGUCGCAACCAGACCAGCCCAACGGGGUCAUACUCGACUACGAGCUGCAGUAUUAUGAGAAGGACCAGACCGAGCUUAACUCUUCCGUAGUGAGAAGUCAAACCAACACAGCAGUCAUUCGUGGCCUCAAACCUGGUGGCAUCUAUGUGUUCCAGGUCCGAGCCCGUACGGUGGCCGGGUUUGGACGCUACAGCGGAAAGAUGUACUUCCAGACCAUGACUGAAGAGGAGUACAACACUAGCAUUCAGGAGAAACUGCCGCUCAUCAUUGGCUCGGCGGCCGCUGGUCUGGUCUUCCUCAUUGCUGUGGUUGUCAUCAUCAUCGUCUGCAACCGACGUGGGUUCGAGAGACCGGAAUCAGAAUACACAGACAAGCUUCAGCACUACACCAGCGGCCACCUGUCACCAGGAAUGAAGAUCUACAUUGAUCCGUUUACCUAUGAAGACCCCAAUGAGGCUGUGAGAGAGUUUGCUAAGGAGAUUGACAUCUCGUGUGUGAAGAUCGAGCAAGUCAUUGGAGCAGGGGAGUUUGGAGAGGUGUGCAGUGGUAAUCUGAAACUCCCAGGAAAGAGGGAGAUGUUUGUGGCCAUCAAAACGCUGAAGUCAGGUUACACAGAGAAGCAACGGCGGGACUUCCUGAGCGAAGCGAGCAUCAUGGGGCAGUUUGAUCAUCCCAAUGUCAUCCAUCUGGAGGGAGUGGUGACCAAGAGCAGCCCUGUUAUGAUCAUCACUGAGUUUAUGGAGAACGGCUCCUUGGACUCUUUCCUAAGGCAAAACGAUGGGCAGUUCACUGUGAUACAGCUGGUGGGAAUGUUACGAGGGAUUGCCUCUGGGAUGAAAUACCUUGCAGACAUGAAUUAUGUUCAUCGGGACCUGGCUGCCCGCAACAUUUUAGUUAACAGUAACCUUGUCUGCAAGGUGUCUGAUUUCGGACUCUCGCGCUUCUUGGAGGAUGACACGUCUGACCCCACAUACACCAGUGCCCUGGGGGGGAAGAUACCUAUUCGGUGGACCGCCCCAGAGGCCAUCCAAUACAGGAAGUUCACAUCCGCCAGUGACGUAUGGAGCUAUGGCAUUGUCAUGUGGGAAGUGAUGUCGUAUGGAGAGCGGCCAUAUUGGGACAUGACCAAUCAAGAUGUCAUCAAUGCCAUCGAGCAAGACUACCGGCUGCCCCCUCCCAUGGACUGCCCCAGCGCCCUCCACCAGCUCAUGCUGGACUGCUGGCAGAAAGACCGUAACAACCGGCCCAAGUUCAGCCAGAUUGUCAACAACCUGGACAAGAUGAUCCGUAACCCCAACAGCCUGAAGGCCAUGACUCCUCUGUCCUCAGGAGUGCAUUUGCCCUUGCUUGACCGCAGUGUGCCCGACUUCUCUAGCUUUAGUUCUGUGGAUGACUGGUUGGACGCUAUUAAGAUGGGCCAGUACAAAGACAACUUUGCCAAUGGCAACUUCACCAGCUUCGAUCUCGUUUCCCAGAUGACCAUGGAAGAUAUUCUCAGGGUCGGAGUGACACUAGCAGGCCAUCAGAAGAAGAUCCUCAACAGUGUUCAAAUGAUGAGGGCCCAGAUGAACCAGAUCCAAUCAGUAGAAGUUUGACACCAGUGCCCCCAUUAGACUGGGAAGAGGACAAGAGGAGGACCAUCGUAAAGGGGUGGGGAGGCCACCACAGACCCCUGAGCCUGAUUUUCCUUCUGGACCACCUGGGAUAUCCACCUGCCCUUUCUUCCAAAUACACUCUCGUUCUCCAUCGGUGUCAGCCGAAUCCUCCAUGAACCCCUCAGCCGCCCUAAUGGGCUUGUUCCAGGAAAACCGUGUCUGGCAAAUAUGGUCACAACAUCUGGAUGUUUAGCUUUAGCUUCCCCAUAUCCCCUCAGUUUUCUCUUACUUCCUUUCCAGUUUUCUUAUUUUAUUAAUAUUUUGUUUUGUUUUUAUUCCGUCUUCUUUUUUUAAAGAGUUUUUGUAAAAAAAAAAAAAUUAAAGCAAUGACAAAACAAGGAAUCUAUAUCAAAUGUAUAGAUUGGUGUAAAAGUGCGGACUGAAUCACAAGGCUACCCUUUAAAAGGGCAAUGAAGAAACAGGACAUGUCAAUUUUGCUCCACAACUUGCGUCAGAGAUUUUCUUUAUAAUAUUUUAUGCUGAAAAUCUUGAACUGCCUGCUCAGUGAGGACACACGGGACAACCAGCCAGACCCUAAUCCUUCUCCCCUUGUUGACAGCAGAGGGAAAAGGAUGUGAACACCAUGAAAUGGACCUUCCUUUUGCCAGGCGUUACUGCCUUGAAGAAACUACGAGACUUUUAGUUUUGCAGUUUAAACCACUUCAACACGAACAAACAAACAAACAGGAAAAAAGUCUUCACUCCUAAAUAGUUACCUUGCUCACAGUGUUGAAUUUGUGAUUUCUCAUUGCUUGAGGGGAAAAAAACGAAAUAUUUUAUGUCUAGACAGCCUGCCAUAUAGAACAUCAUCCCUUCGUACCUCGUCCUGUACAUAUCAGAUGCGCUUGACAAUGUGAGGUCAUCCACUUGAUGUAGUCAAAUUUUCGGUUUCGGUUUCAGUAUUAGAUGGACUGACAUUGACAUUUGAUUGAUUUACUUUUGCGUGUGCAAAGGUGGUCAUCUUGCAUAUUCUUCCUCCUUUUUCAAAGGUUUGUCAUGGGCUAAGAUGAUUUAGUUUGAAAGAUGCCAUCAGAUAUUCUUCCCCACAACUGUAUGCCGGAAAAUUCCUUUAGAGUUAUUAUUUUUAUGAACUGCUUACAGAGAAGGACCGCAAGCAGAUGAACGGUGCGGCCCUUGCAUCAUCUAUCCUAGUCAGUUUUAUGUUGGAAUCCCUUCUGCGCACGCGCGUGUGUGUGUGUGUGCAUGUGUGUGUGGCUCGGUGAGCCCAAGGAGCUGCAGUGCAUGUGUGGUGCGAAGCUUGGAUUUGAUACAAUUUGCAGAUCACUGUGUUAAUAUGCCUCUAUUUUUGCCACCAAAAUUUGCUUUCUUUUAGAAAGAUGUUUUAUAAUGAGGUGUUAGGGGUUUUCAUAUCUGAUAAAGUAUGCAGUUAGAGGAAAUUUUCAUAAUGGGGACGUGAUGUUCAUCAUUGUGGAGUAUAGUUUUUCUAUGAGGAUAUUGUAAAACAUUUUUGAACUGGGUACAUUCACAUUCAUGUGACAAAGCAUGGGGCCAUUAAAAAAAAAAAAAAAAAAAAGUUUAGGUAGAAAUUUGAAAUCUAGAUGGUUUAUGAUAUUAAUCUGGGCCAUUUAAAGAACACAAAAAAAUCGAUAUCUGCAAAAUACUGUAAAUUAGUUGUUGUGUAUAGCUUUUAUUUUAUUUUUUACAGAGAAGACCUACAGUACAGUUUUCCAAAUAAUCCAAGGUAUGGUACUUCCACAACACUCUCUGAGAUUCUCUCCCUCCAUUACAUACAUAUAAGAACCAAGACAACUAUGUAAAUAACAUUCUCCUCCCUCAGAGAGAUUUUUCUUCAAGAUGUGUUGGAUUUUAGUGUACAGAUUCAUUUUUGUAUGUGUUGUUUAAACUGAAUGGAGAGUCACUAUUGUCAGUGUUCAUUUUGGGCCUUUUCAUUUUGUUCUAAUAUGGGCUGAGAGAUGAACAUGUGCUUGUGUGUUUGUAUGUCCAGGUACAUCCAACGUACCAGCAUUGAGGUCACUGUGGUUAACCGUAGACAUGCUUCUCGCUCAGCCGAUGAGGGGCUCACUUUAUUCCAUAACCUCAGGGUUGACGUGCAUCUUUAAUCUAUGUUAAAAGCAUGUGGUACUGUGAGGUCAGUUCGGCAUAGGUAAGGUGCACAGGCUGAUUCAUUAUUGAGUGUUGAUAAAGUUCCAACGUAGUCUCAUGACAACUCGUACGAGAUGGAGAAAUGGUAAGAUAUAAUACAACUUGGCUGGUAUGAAAGUUCCGACUUUUAUUCACAAAGAAACCAAAUAUUCAACAAACACAAUUUCAAACUGAUACAAUACAGGCAUCAAAUUUUAGCCCAACACUUUAUUUUAACCUUAAUAUUUAACCCCCGCGUACACAUGUGUGGAUUUUGUUUUUUGAUUUCACUAUACGCAACACAUAAGUUACAUUUAUUUAAACCGAUCUCAGUUCAGGAGACUGUGCAGUCAGUAAAGAAGUUGAACUUUCCACUCACGGAGUGCGCCAUCUCAUCUGGCAAGAAACGUUAUUACGUUUUUUACAUUAAACCUUUUUGAGUCAAAAGAGUCUCUAGUUUCAUCCGAUACGCCAUUUUUAAAAUUUGAGCAAUUUAUCACGAAACGCCACACUGCUAAACACAAUGUACACUAAUGUGUACUUUAGUGCAUUUUAUCCUUAGAAUUCCUUUAUUUACUGUGCAUUAUCACAAUGAGAAUCAAUGGGUUCAUCCAAAAGCAGAAAAAAUUAGCUUUCAGAGACUUUAUAUGGAGUUUGGAUGAAAAUAAUGUGCAUUUCUAACUGUUCUGAGACCAGUGAAGACAGACAGCACACUGGAGGUUAAGUCAUCCAGUAAAUAGGGAGCAAGGGAGCAUCCUAUAGCUCUCUAUGCAGCUAAGUGCAUUUAAACCAAACUUCAUAUCAAAAGUUCAGUUUCAGGCUGCAGAUGAUGUUUGGACAACUAAAGAUGUUUGGCAGACAUGGGACAAUGGUAAUCAGUACAUAGAUUCAGAAUUUAUAAUGUAUAAUUUUAUUUUAACGUGGUUGGCAGUGAUUGGAUGAUGCUGACCAUUACUUGUAUCAGAAUUAAUUAUGCUAAUUUCUGAUGUCAUGUCUGUAAAAACUCCUGAAAAGCAAUUUGAUUAAAAAAAGAAAUCUGACUUUCUAUAGCUUGGUAUUAUUUAAAAUUUAAAAACUUAGUGGACAUCAUAUGUGGUCUAAAACUUAGACUACAUAUGUGGACAUCAUUUUUAGGAAAACUAUUUACUCUAGAUUUUUUUUAAUUGUAUUUAUUUAUUUAUUUUUAUUUUUGUGAAUGUGCUACUAGUUACAAAUCAAAAAGUGAAAAUGGAAAAUGCACACAGCAGUCACGCUCAGGUCUCAAGAGUUUAAGAAAGGAAAAAUCUGUGAAAAAAAAAAAUUGGUUACUCAUAUUUCUUUAUGCAACACAAACGACUGAUUUACACUGAUCAGUCACAACAUAAAAACCACUGACAGGUGAAGUGAAUAACAUUUAUUAUCUUGUUACAAUGGCACCUGUCAAGGGGUGGGAUAUAUUAUGCAGCAAGUGAAAAGUCAGUUCUUGAAUUUCAUGUGUUAGAAGCAGGAAAAAUGGGCAAGCGUAAGGAUCUGAGCGACUUUGACAAGGGCCAAAUUGUGAUGGCUAGACAACUGGGUCAGAGCAUCUCCAAAAUGGCAGGUCUUGUGGGGUGUUCCCGGUAUGCAAUGGUUAGUACCUACCAAAAGUGGUCCAAGGAAGGACAACCGGUGAACCGGCGACAGGGUCAUGGGUGCCUAAGGGUCAUUGAUGCACGAUCAUGUGGACGGCCGGGUGCAUGUGCGUUGUUUACCUGGGGAAGAGAUUGCAGCAUGAUGCGCUAUGGGAAGAAGGCAGGCCGGCAGAGGCAGUGUGAUGCUCUGAGCAGUGUUCUGCUGGGAAACCUUGGUUCCUGUCAUUCAUGUUGAUGUUACUUUGACAUGUACCACCUACCUAAAGAUUGUUGCAGACCAUGUACACCCCUUCAUGGCAACGGUAUUCCCUAAUGGCAGUGGCCUCUUUCAGCAGGAUAAUGAGCCCUGCCACACUGCAAAAAUUAUUCAGGAAUGGUUUGAGGAACAUGACAAAGAGUUCAAGGUGUUGCCCUGGCCUCCAAAUUCCCCAGAUCUCAAUCCAACUGAGCAUCUGUGGGAUGUGCUGGACCAACAAGUCCAAUCCAUGGAGGCCCCACCUCGCAACUUACAGGACUUAAAAGAUCUGCUGCUAACGUCUUGGUGCCAGAUACCACAGGACACCUUCAGAGGUCUUGUAGAGUCCAUGCCUCGAUGAGUCAGAGCUGUUUUGACAGCACAAGGGGGACCUACAUGAUAUUAGGCAGGUGGUUUAAAUGUUGUAGCUGAACAGUGUAUGUCAAUAAAUUUUAAUAUAAGUUAUUUUCCUAUUAAAAUCAUGGUUAGUUUUAGGGUUUGGGUAAGGGGUUGCACUUUAUGGUUAGGUUUGGCUUAAGGUUAAACUUUGGAAAAACAGUGAUAACAUCAUUGAUUUCUUACAAUUUCGCCAUCUCGUACUAUUAUUACAACUUGUCAUGAGACCGGGUUGUAAAGUUCUCAUCACAGUCUACGGCAGCAAUGCUAAUGGUGUUGAUUUCGACUUUGUUCUUCCCAUUACACAAUGCUUCCAUUAGAAUGAAGAUUCUGCUCGAAUUUGCUCAGUCGUGCAGUGCUUGGGCAUAAAACAUCAAUUUAGUUCAGCAGAUAAGCCAUCCAGGUGUGAACGGUGAGAUAAAUCCCAAAGAGUUGAGAGACGACCCAGUCUACCUUUCCCACUUCCUGUAAUCUACCCUCAAUGUUAUUCUGUCAUUUGUUAUCAUGUGUCCAGAAUGACGGUUAGAGUUUUCUUUCCUUAGAGCUUGUCAAACUAAAUGGCCUUUAGGCUUCGGUUCUCAGCUUUUCCAUGGAUCUUAACUUUUUAUCACCAGCAGGAGGCUACAGGGAGAAAGGAAAUGAAUCAUGGCCACUUAAAAGGUGCUGUAAGCAAUUUUUUGGUGAACACGACACACCUAACCGAUAUCACUAAAAUGGGUGUCCUCAUAUAUUACACCAAAAAGAGCCGGGAGAGUGGCUAAUGCGUUUUUUAGCCAAUCGGAAAACACGGUCUUCCUAGCUGUCUUUUAAGAGUUCGGGUUUUGCAGAGAAGGGCGAUGUAAAGGCGCAGUCACAUUUAUCUUUGCACAGUGAAAUUCCGCAAGGCCAACAAAAAAAUACGGUAACACUUUCUAUGAAGCCCAUAUUUAUAAUGCAUUGUAAAGGAAUUAUAAUGAUCAUGUCAUAAAGCCUAGUUAUAGUUUAAACUAUACAGCACUAAUACAAUAAACUUUAAUAGCAUCUGCUUCGUUCAAAUUGGAUGUUGCUUGUGUUAUAAUGCAUUAUACUCUACAGUAUAACUAUGAAUAGGGGAAGUCUUAUAAUGUAUUAUAAAUGUAGUUAUAACUAUUUAUGAGAAGUUUUAGCCUAUUGUUAUGUGUAUUAUGAGACAUUAUGAACUCGGUAUAAUGCAUUUAUAAUGCCUUUACAAUGCAUUAUAAAUAUGGGCUUCAUAAAAAGUGUUACCAAAAUACUUCUCAAGUAGCCUUUUUUAUGCUGCACUUUAUACUCUGGGAUCGUGAAGUUAUAAAGAAACUCACUGCUAAAAUGAUUUCCUCGUCUAUCGUGAAUAUUCAGAAUUGCUAUCUACAAAGCACUGCCAAACCAAACAACUUCUUAUUGGUCAGUGUUGCGAAUUCACGUGUCAAAGUUCACCAAAGUUGAACUCAAUGCGAAAUGCACAUAGGGAAAUUCUUCACCACUGGAAAUCCAUUAAAGAAAUUUAAGAUUGCACAGAUUCCCAUUGAGAUAACAGUAUUUCACCCACAGAAUUUUGCUGUGCAAAGGCAAAUGUGACCGAGCCUUAAUUCAGUGGCUUGUGAAAGUUAGUAAAAUGACAGAAAUAUUUUACAGCACAUUAAACACCCUGUCCUAACAAGGCACAAGUUUCCACACAAAUAAUUUGUCGAAAUUGAAAGCGAAAAUUCUGUGCAAUGUGACAAUCACUGCCAGUUAGAGCAUAUUAAAUGUUCAAUAUACAGUUAUUUAGAGAUGGAUUUGUUUUAUUUUUUGACCAAUGAGAUUUAAAAGUGGGCAGUGCUACCCAACCCAACGCUAUCGCUUGUUACUUGGUUAAAAAAAGUUCUUGAGCUCAGCAUUGUGCCACAAAUGCUGUCGAUUAAGCUUAACUUCUGUAUUGAACCUGGAACAUUCCUUUAAAACAGGAAGUUGGGUAGAAAAUAAUGAAGACCUUUUCACAUUUUUUUCUUUUUUUUUUUUUAUUGAGUCACACCCUUGAACUACAGUUUGCUCAGUUGGACAUGAAAGACUGUAAAUUUUAAAUUUGUAUACCUGCUAUUGGUUUAAUUUUAUCCACUUUUAGGAGUAAACAAGCAUAUAGAUGGCUUAAAAGCUAACAUACAUGGAAUAAUGCUGCCUUCAUGUGCUAUUGGAAUUAUCCUUCUUCCCACUUCUGAAGUGGUAAUUACGAGUAUGUCACGUUCAAGUGCUUUGUUGUCGGAAAAAACGUUCAUUCAUAUAUAUUUCUUGAGGAACUUUUAUUUUGAAACCAAAAAAAAUAUUACUCAGCUUGCGGACGAAAAUGGAGUUUUGGUCAAAUACAAGCUAUUUUUACGGUGUAAAAAUGUACAACAUACAUCAAAUGGUUGCUGAUAUAAAUGAAUAUGACCAAAACAGCAAGCACUAACAAUUAGCUAUAUUUAGAAAAAUUAACAAGACCUGUCAUUCGCUACAGAGACCGUACUCUCCUCCGCCAUGUUGAAAGUUUACGACUCCUCCCAUCUCGGAAACUCGGGUAUCAAAAUUAUCUCAGAGUUUCCCAGGCGUAAUUUACGACUUGAGGGGUCGUUCAUGUGCAACUUCUGAGUGGGAAACUCGUAUUUACGAUAAUUCCGAUAGCACGUGAAGGCAGCAUAAGACACAAAAUUCCAAUUCGAAUUUCAUCACUUCUAUUAAUUGUCGCAUUAUCACGUCAUGCUUGGUUAGGACAUAGUGUAAGUCAGGGAGGUGAGAGACAGAUUGAUAGAGAAGGAUGUUCUCGCAUCAUAUAACUGUACUAGUGAUCAUGCCAGCAAUCAAGCACCCACAUUUACCUGUCUGACCAGAACAUAUCCUCUUAAUAUUUAAUGGCUUAUCAGUAUCAUUGUUGCACUGUAAGACUAAAGGCUCCGAAUCCCUCGUCUUCCUCAGAAUAAAACCGCUUUCUACUUCACACCCCUUGGACAAUCAUUGUCACUCAAAACUGCAGCAGAUCCACACAUACACUGCUGUUCUGUCUCUACAGUACUAAGACCAGCAUGAAUUUUCAUGCCCAUGCAGGUUGGUUUGGUGUUAGUCUGGUCAACCAGUAUAGCCUUUCUGAUGGAGCUAAUUGACCAAGGAAAUCUUGCUCCAAAAUCCAGCAUCCAAAUCACAACAUAUGCUAGUCUUCUCAGCAGGACGAGACUGUAUUUUAAUAUGUCUGAUCAGAAAACAAAGCGUUUAGAAGUUGAGAAGUUCAUGACAGUAGUUUGGCGAUAUUUGGAGGCAUUUUAAAUCUGCGUAACGGCACAGGAUUAGCAGAGCUUUGAAUGAAAUCCAGUACUGAAGGGAUAUCCUGUAGGCUUGAUCCUCAUCUUAUUUUCCUAGCAAAGAAAUGUGUUAUUUCAUAAGCAAAGUUUUAUGGGUUUAUACUUUUUCACAAAACGGGGGGUUGUCUUGCAGUUUGGCACUGAUGAUCUCAUGAGUUUCUGGCACUUUGUAAAGAGCGUUCUGAAGGAACAUUAGCAGCCAAUGAGCCUUUCUGUCUUAAGAUUUGUUGGAAGAUCGUUGCAUAUGUUGAAAGAUUAUGACAUGGUUGGCAGCUAUGGACAUUUGGUACAAUGAAUUUUCUUCAACAAACCUGUAUUUACAUAGAAAUAUUUCUUCACAACGAUCUUAUGUAAUUCUGUUUUCCACUCCAUUUUUAGCCACAGUUGCUGAAGUUUAUUUCUCAGUAGGGGACUAAUUACUUCACAUGUCUCAUUUUGUUGUUUAACAGAACGUAGGCCACAGACAAAUGAGACGUGGCGUUAUGGGUGUAAAAGAAUCUCACACAGAGUAGCACUUCUAUUGCACUUUUCACAUGGACUAUAUCACCUUAAAUGCAGUUUUUACCUCAACAUUUUCAUGUGAGGCCUCUCAAAGUGCUGGGAAAGAACUGGCAUGUCUUUAAAAAACUCAGAAAUCAUCCUUUUUUCCAGAUCAGAACUGUUGCCGUUACGUUGACAUGCAAAUAUUCCUUCCCUCUUUUGGCAAAGCAUAAACUGCGCAUCAUUUAAAGGCUUUUGUUGAAAGAAAGCUGUGAACAGCAUAUGCUCGCAGCUACAGCUGAAAUGAAAAACAGUUAUUAUGAUGAUUAUAAGCGACUGUGAACGUAAAUACAGGCUGGCUCUUGCUCACUCUCAUUGGUCCACAUUUGGUCUGAAGUUUAGUCUCCGAUAGAAAAUGGCUGACCUGAGCAGCGCUGGUGCCUGUAGGGCUGCAGCACCCUCUGUUUUUUGGCUGGCAGUAGUGCAGCUAGACUGUGAUUUACUCCGCAUGUCUCUCAGCCCAAGUUUUCAGUACAGGGCAGCAGACCUUUCACUCUAGCUAGCCCAAAUUGAGCACUGUCCACCUGGACAUCUGUGAUGGAGAUGGGAGGUCCUGUUUCGCUGUAUAAAAUGUGUAUUUGACUGUAACCCUGUGAAUGAUGUAACAAUUUCAUUAUUUGUAAUAUUGUUAUUGGUUUAUUUUCUAAAAAUGGAAAAAGCCCAACUUGACUCUCCUCAUUAAAAAAUGAAAUGAG
Myxocyprinus asiaticus (Chinese sucker) is the source of this 12015-nucleotide messenger RNA. Its product is annotated as ephrin type-B receptor 2-like. The transcript has 16 exons. Gene Ontology annotation, molecular function: protein binding; transmembrane-ephrin receptor activity; ATP binding. NCBI's taxonomy places the organism in Eukaryota, Metazoa, Chordata, Actinopteri, Cypriniformes, Catostomidae. The record is from RefSeq and is a predicted model, not a curated record. Gene Ontology annotation, cellular component: neuron projection; plasma membrane. Gene Ontology annotation, biological process: protein phosphorylation; cell surface receptor protein tyrosine kinase signaling pathway; axon guidance. The coding region runs from base 96 to 3068 and encodes 990 amino acids.